This is a messenger RNA of Oldenlandia corymbosa var. corymbosa, 1639 nucleotides long. The record is from the annotation of a GenBank genome assembly. Lineage: Eukaryota; Viridiplantae; Streptophyta; Magnoliopsida; Gentianales; Rubiaceae.
CCACCACAUUGUUAAAAAGUAAACCGAUCUUGUUUGUGCAUUACUAAUUACGAGUAUUUUCUUCUUCUUUUUUCAAUAGAAAUGAUUUAUGAUUUUUUAUUAAAAAAAAAAUAAAAAAUUACGAAACCCAUCCACUGGAUCAAAUUCUUUAGCUACGUUGUUGACUACAGACCGCACAUUUCUCUCCUCACUUUUCAGACAAACAAAAACACAUCAUCGGUCACUACUCCCUUACCUCGCCUGACGCCACGCCACCGUCGAUCAUCUCCAUCCCCGACGUUUUCCAAUUAAAAGGGUCAAGAAUUUCUUUUUUGGGAACCCAAUUGAUCAGUUUCCUUUGAUAUGAGCCUAUCCACUAAUUCCAUCUUGAACUGUCCAGCAGUAAUUAAGACACCCCAAUUGAAGAACAUCAACCAUCUUAAUACUGCAGUUGCUCGAAAUGGUUUCAUCCCCAGAAAGCUCCGCCGCCGCCGGCGUGGAAUAUCACUCCGGUGCCAGGUGGCAACUCAAUUGGACAAUCAAUUACUCCAGACCCGAAAAUUCGAGUUGCUUAGAAUCACUCAAGACACACAACGUGGCCUGGUGACUACUCCCGAACAGCGCUCUUCAAUCGAGGAAGCAAUAGUCAACGUCGAACAAUUUUGCGCCGGCGACCCAAUCAAAUUGGACGACUUGAACGGGACUUGGCGUCUGCAGUACACUUCCGCUCCGGACGUCCUCGUACUCUUCGAAUCUGCCACGCGGCUUCCGACGUUCUUUCAGGUGGGCCAGAUUUUCCAGAAAUUCGAAUGCGGCGGCAGCGGCGGAAGUGGUGGUGGUGGUGAAUCCAGCGGCGGCGUCGUACGGAAUGUUGUGAAGUGGAGUGUUCCGAAUCUUCUGGAGGAGCAGGACGGCGCGACCCUGGUCGUUUCAGCGAAAUUUUCAGUCGUUUCGUCCCGAAACAUUUAUCUUCAAUUUGAAGAGAUUUCAGUUCGGAAUAUAAAUAUAAGUGAACAAUUGCAAGCUAUCAUAGCUCCGGCGUUGCUGCCGAGGUCGUUUUUGAGCUUACAGAUCUUGCAGUUCAUCAAGGCGUUCAAAGCUGAGUUUCCGGUGACGAACCCAGGAAGAAGACGAUCUGUUGGUGGGCUGUAUUACCUUUCGUAUCUGGACAGGGAUAUGCUAUUGGGCCGGGCUGUUGGAGGCGGUGGAGUUUUUUUGUUCACUAGAGCUCAAGAUACUGUAUAUUGACUGAUUACAAUUUACUCGCUCAUAGGUUCGAUUCUUAUGGAGGCUACUUAAAUAUUUUGGCCAGUUAUUUCUUUCAUUGAUAUGUCUAUAAUUCAACAAGGGGGAUUAAUCACUGUUACCGACAAUAGACAUCCUGCAAAUAUAGAAAAAUAAAAAAAAAAUUUACUCGCCCCAUCAAAUUUUUUUUUUUUUUAACCUCUCUUUUUUUGUAUACUUUUGUGUGGCAAUAUUUGUAAUACUCAUAGAAUCAUAGUCACAAUUGUUUGCAAUUUUUUUUUUGGUAUACUUUCACAUGUUUAUGUUGUAAUAUAUUACAUAUAAGUUCAUUAAUUAGUUUUGUGGUUUAGUUAAACUUUAAACAGUUUAGCAGAAUGUGUGAAAUUAUGUACUCCUUUCGUCUAAGAAAAAGGUC